This is a messenger RNA of Paramecium sonneborni, 1721 nucleotides long. Lineage: Eukaryota; Ciliophora; Oligohymenophorea; Peniculida; Parameciidae. The record is from the annotation of a GenBank genome assembly.
AUGAACAAUAAUAUUUGUUAAUAACAUGGAAAUAAGACUAUUACUCAUAUAUGCACUUAUAAUCAUAAAUGUUAAAAACUUAUGUGUCCUUUGUGUUAAUUUGAGCAUUAAAAAAUUUAUCCUCCUGAUGAAAUAAUUCCAUUAGAUCUAUAUAUUCAAUAAUUAAAGAGAAAUUCAAAAAAUAUUGAGAAAAAUCAAUAGGAUAUUUUAAGUUUAGAAAAGAUCAUAAGAAUGGGUUUAGAUGAAAUUUUAUAAAAAACUCUUAAAUUUUGUGAUAGCUCCAACAUUAAGUUAAAUUUCUUAUUUGGGGAAAUAAAAUUAAAGGAUAAUAAUUACAAAGAAUUAUUUGAGAGACAUCCUUUUGAAACAUCACUAAGAGAUCUUCAUAAGAUAUCAAAUAUUUGUUAUAAUAAACUUUAAGAUAAGUGGCAUAAAUAAAAAUAAAGUAUCAUUUCAAUAAUAAUGAAAAAAUUUGAUUUGAUAUAUUUGUAUUUUAAUAAAUUGAUUGCGAUAUUGGAGACUCAAAUGAAUAAGUGGGAUGAAGAGAUAUCAAAUAAGAUUGAUAAUGAUUUUUAAUUUGAGUAUGAAUCAAUAUAAAUACCUGUUGUUUAUGGAAUAAAGCAUGGAUAGACCUACUAUAAGAAAGAUGGUGUUUAAGAUUUAGUAAUUAAAUUCAUUAAUAUAAAUUAGUAUGGUUCUAUAUAAUUAAAUUAAUUUGAAGGUAUUUAAAAUUAAUAAGGUCUUAUUUUAUCUUAAAAAAGAUUAAAGUUAACACCCUUUAAAAUAAAAAUACUAAAUGAUGAAGGCUAAGUCUGGUAUAUUAAAGAUGGAGAAAUAUUGAAAAUGUAAUAGAUUUUUUAAUCAAUUUAGAGAGAAUGUUCUUAAUACUAAUGAGAUUCAUGAAAUAAAUAGAAACUUAGAAUAAGUAAAACAUAUGAGAUGGGAAGGAAAAUUUGGAUUAAAAUUUUAGAAAAUAAGCUAAUGGAAUGCUUUUUGGUAAGGUAAAAAGUUAGAUGUUGGGGGUCUAUAUGAUGAGGAAGGAUUUAAGACAGGAUAAUGGGUUGUAUAAUCAGAGAUUUAUUAAAAGUAUAUAAUAAUAUUGAUUUAAUUAAAUUAGUUAAUGUUAAGUAUCUUAAAUUGGAAAUUAUAUAUAAGGACGGAAAUAAGGAAAAUGGUAAAUUUUGCAUAAAGGUGAAAUCAUGUAUUUAAUGUUAAUAAUUUAAAAAGAGGAAAUGGAGAAUAUAAUUAAUAAAAUAUAAAGGUAGGAGCUUGGGUAGAAUUACAUAAAAACUUUAAUAAGUUUUAUUUAUAUUUUUAUUUUGUAGUAAAAAUUAAGUAUUUGAUAUUGGACAAUAUAUUAAUGGAAGAAAAUCUGGUGUUUGGGAAACAUAUUUUAAAGAUGAAAUUUAAUUUAAAUAAAAAAAAAUGUAUAUUGUAAAUAAUUUUAAAGAGGAGGAGGGAAUUAUGAUUAAUAAAAUGGUUUGAAGAUUGGAUAAUGGAUAGAGAAUUAUAGUACAUUUUAAGAGUAUAAAUUAUAUAUAUUUGGUUAGUUCUUGCAAAUUCAUUUACAAAGGAAAUUACAUAAAUGGAAAGAAAGAAGGAAAAUGGGAUAUUUAUUUACAUGAUCUGAUAAUGUAUUUAUGUUUGAAAUACAAAGAGGAGGAGGCAAUUAUAGAAUGGACAAGAAGAUAGAAAUAUGGAAGGAACUGAAUGAAUAUAAU